Messenger RNA from Rhineura floridana, 1560 nucleotides. RefSeq names its product COPI coat complex subunit epsilon (gene COPE). Gene Ontology annotation, biological process: endoplasmic reticulum to Golgi vesicle-mediated transport; retrograde vesicle-mediated transport, Golgi to endoplasmic reticulum; intra-Golgi vesicle-mediated transport. Gene Ontology annotation, cellular component: COPI vesicle coat. The transcript has 11 exons. Bases 16 to 1296 code for a protein of 426 amino acids. NCBI's taxonomy places the organism in Eukaryota, Metazoa, Chordata, Lepidosauria, Squamata, Rhineuridae. The record is from RefSeq and is a predicted model, not a curated record. Gene Ontology annotation, molecular function: protein binding; structural molecule activity.
UGCGCCUCUACAAUCAUGAGUGGUAUCGGCAGUGGCAGGAAGACUAUUACUUUCAAUGUUUUUAUUCAAAAGUCAAGCUUUUUUUCCGGCUGGCCUGUCUUAGGCAGAACUCUUGACAUCCCGGUACAAAAAGAGGAGGCGGCGCAAGAAGGAGCAUUCAGUCCCGUCAGCACGAACCCCCCAAAUCCUACAACUCCCAUCAAGCAUUUCGCCUACUUGGGCUCCCGGUUUCUGAUUGGCCGCCCGCUUCCUCAGCUGCUAGUGGGCGGGGCGAAGAGACCCAGGCAGCCAACCGGCGUUUCCCGACGUGCCUUGCGCCGAGAAGAGAGACGAGGACGUAUCAGCUCGCGAGGCGGCGGAGGUGGCAAAGGGGAUCUGGCCGGAGUGAUGGCGGCUGCCGGGGCGCAGGGCGAGGCCGACGAACUCUUUGAUGUGAGGAACAACUUCUACAUCGGAGCUUCUCAAGCGGCCAUCAACGAGGCGCAGCGAGUCAAGUCUUCCAGUCCUGAAAAAGAGAUGGAGAGAGACAUUUUCCUCUAUCGUGCCUACAUUGCACAGCGAAAAUAUGGAGUGGUGCUAGAUGAGAUCAAGCCCAGCGCGUCUCCAGAACUCCAAGCCGUGUGGAUGUUUGCAGAAUAUCUUUCCAACGAGAGCCAAAGAGAUGCGAUUGUGGCAGAACUGGAUAAGAAGAUGGCCAAGAGCGUGGACGUCACCAACACCACUUUCCUGCUGAUGGCAGCCUCCGUCUACUUCCAUGACCAAAACCCAGACGCAGCGUUGCGCACCUUGCACCAGGGGGACAGCUUGGAGUGCAUGGCGAUGACCAUUCAGAUCCUGCUGAAACUGGACCGCCUCGAUUUGGCUCGGAAGGAGCUGAAGAAGAUGCAAGAGCAAGAUGAAGAUGCAACUCUGACCCAGCUGGCAACAGCGUGGGUCAACCUCACCCUGGGAGGCGAGAAAUUGCAGGAUGCCUACUACAUCUUCCAGGAAAUGUCUGAGAAGUGGUCGCCCACUCUGCUGCUCCUCAACGGCCAGGCCGCCUGCUACAUGGGCCAGGGCAAAUGGGACGAUGCCGAAGGCGUGCUGCAGGAGGCCCUUGACAAGGACAGCAGCCAUCCUGAGACCCUGAUCAACUUUGUCGUCCUCUCGCAACACCUGGGGAAGCCCCCGGAGGUCACCAACCGUUACCUGUCGCAACUGAAAGAUGCCCACAGGCACCACCCCUUCAUAAAGGAGUACCAGGCCAAGGAGAACGACUUUGACCGUCUGGCCUUGCAAUAUGCUCCCUGCGCCUGAGGCUGACAGGACAGGAGAAACUCCAGACCGCAACAUCUUGUGGGGUUGCUGCCUGGGCUGCAUGCAGGGAAUUGGCACCCCUCCCGGUUCAAGCGAACCCAACGCUGGUUCUCCGAAUGUGGGUUAUGACAGAACAACAUGGAAAUCCUUUUGCGUGCAAUGUCUCAAGUGCGUGUUUAGCUCCUGCACAGCACAGAAUAGAGACUUUUAUGUGCAGCACCUUAGUUUAAAACGGUCCAAAUAAAACCUUUGAUUACCCAGCUA